Molecule: messenger RNA, 1527 nt
Organism: Nycticebus coucang (slow loris)
Lineage: Eukaryota; Metazoa; Chordata; Mammalia; Primates; Lorisidae
Product: mastin-like
Exons: 12
Coding region: 1-1527 (508 amino acids)
Biological process (GO): proteolysis
Molecular function (GO): serine-type endopeptidase activity
Source: RefSeq, a predicted model, not a curated record
AUGGUUCUGGGUGUGCUCAAGUCCCCUUCUUACCCUGGCUCAGGCCGCGAGUUGGUGGGCAUUGUUGGGGGCUGUGAUGUCAUGGCCAGGAGGGAGGAGCUGGAGGCUUGUGCCUUUAGGGUUCAAGUUGGGCAGCUGAGACUCUAUGAUCAUGACCAGCUGACGAAGGUGGCUCAGAUCAUCCGCCAUCCCCAGUACAAUGACAGCCUGUCUGCUGAGGGUGGUGCGGACAUGGCCCUGCUGGAGCUGGAGGUCCCCGUGAUACUGUCUGAGCAGGUGUUCCCCAUGUCCCUGCCGCCUGACUCCCUGAGGGUCCACUCAGGGUGGGUGACCGGCUGGGGUGACAGUGUGGAUAGAACUCUGGAGUCCCCCGGCAGCCCUCAGUGGCUCUCUGAUCCCCUUGUGCAGGGCCUUUUCUCUAUGAGCAUCUGUGCCCAGAUCCCCUCUGCCUCUCUGUUCCAAGGACACAAGUCACUGGAUUUAGGGUCCCCCAGCAUGACCCCAUCUUCCUUCAGUUACAACUGCAGAGAUCCUGUUUUCCAGCAGCAAGAACCACUGCCCUGGCCCUUCCGCUUGCAGAAGGCCAAGGUAGCCUUGGUGUUGGAAAUCAGAGAGCCAAAUAACCUGCUGGGGCUGGGGGAGGGCUCUGGAGACCCAGCCAAGGGGAGUAAGGUCUCUCCUGAGAUGCUGUGGCUGCUCCUGGCCCUCCCCUGCCUGGGGGCCUCUGUGCCUAUGACCCCAGACCCUGGCUCAGGCCGCGAGUUGGUGGGCAUCGUUGGGGGCUGUGAUGUCAUGGCCAGGAGGUACCCCUGGCAGGUCAGCCUGAGGUUCUACAGCAUGCAGUUUGGUCUGUGGCAGCACAUCUGUGGGGGCUCCCUCGUGCACCCCCAGUGGGUACUGACUGCUGCCCACUGUGUCCAGCCGGAGGAGCUGGAGGCUUGUGCCUUUAGGGUCCAAGUUGGGCAGCUGAGACUCUAUGACCAUGACCAGCUGACGAAGGUGGCUCAGAUCAUCCGCCAUCCCCAGUACAAUGACAGCCUGUCUGCUGAGGGUGGUGCGGACGUGGCCCUGCUGGAGCUGGAGGCCCCUGUGAUGCUGUCUGAGCAGGUGUUCCCCGUGUCCCUGCCGCCUGACUCCCUGAGGGUCCACUCAGGGAAGACCUGCUGGGUGACCAGCUGGGGUGACAUUGUGGACAGAACACCACUGCCCCCGCCCUUCCACCUACAGGAGGUGGGCGUCCCCAUCGUGGGGAAUGAUGAAUGUAACCAGCAGUACAAGAACGUCUUGGACGGCUCCAAGGAGAUUAUCAAAGAGGACAUGCUGUGUGCCGGGAGGGAGGGCAGGGACUCCUGCCAGGGUGACUCCGGGGGACCCCUGGUGUGCAGGUGGAACUGCUCCUGGGUCCAGGUGGGGGUAGUAAGCUGGGGCACCUUGUGUGGGCAUCGCAACUUCCCUGGGGUGUACGCCCGUGUGAUGAGCUACAUGUCCUGGAUCCGCCAGUACGUCCCUCAGUUCCCUGGAUCCUAG